AUGCAUGGAACUAAUGUUCCCGCUCUCGAAGUCAUCCAGCGAUUGGAACCCGUCGAGACAACUAGCAGGGAAAUGCUGCAGCUUUACUUUAUUUCUGGCCUCAUGUUCCUGGGUUCAACCAUGGGUGGCUUUGACGGUUCUUUGAUGGGCAAUAUGUUGGCAUUGCCCUCGUUCCAGCAACAGUUUGGCGCAACUAUCAUUGGAGUACAAACAGCAUAUAUCUCCAGCAUGUACCAGAUUGGCUCGGUUUGCGCUUUGCCAUUCAUUGGACCUUUGACGGACACGUGGGGCCGUCGAGUUGGCAUCGCAACUGGGUGUGUUUUGAUCAUUAUGGGCACUAUCAUCCAAGGAACAUCAGCCGCCCUGCCACAAUAUCUCGCUGGGAGGUUCUUUCUUGGCUUUGGUGGAUGCGUCGCCAAUGUUGCUUGUCCUUCAUACGUUGUCGAAAUCGCCCAUCCUGCGUAUCGCGGUGUCAUUACAGGAUUAUACAACUGCUGCUACUAUCUUGGUGCCAUCCUGGCCGCUGCCGCACUCCGAGGCAGCCUGCACUACCAUGACAACAGGUCAUGGUUAAUACCGACGUGGGUCCAACUCAUAUUUCCAGUCAUCUUGCUUCCAGCCUGCUACCUCUUCCCUGAAUCCCCGCGUUGGUUAUUUGUUCACGGAAAAGGAGAAAGAUGUCGCGAUGUCCUGGUAAAAUAUCAUGGAAACAACAACCCCGAAUCCUUAUAUGUCCAACUUCAACUUCGCGAAUUCGAUGAAGAUCUCGAAAUCAACGGCGCGGACAAGCGCUGGUGGGACUACCGCGUCCUCUUCAAUUCGCGACCAGCCAUCUACCGUGCUAUUCUUUGCGCAGUAGCCGUCUCAGCUUUCAGCCAAUGGGCAGGCCAGAGCAGCGUUUCAUAUUUCUUGCCUGCGAUGCUGUCCACAACUGGCAUUAAAGAUUCCACCACCAUCCUGAAUAUCAACCUCGGCAUCACCAUCACCAGCGGCGCGGCAGCGUGCUUCGGUGCUAGUCUCAUGGACCGCUUCGGCCGUCGCAAGAUGCUCAUUUCCUGCUGUGUAUUGAUGGCCGUACUAUGGGCCGGCAUGCUGGGCGGCACAGGCGCCUACUACGAGAACAAUAACACAAAGGCUGCGAAGGCAUCUAUAGUCUUCGUCUUUCUCAUUGGCAUCGUCUUCUCCGCAGCUUACACCCCAUUACAAGCUCUUUAUCCCGUAGAAUGCCUUUCAUAUGAACAGCGCGCCAAAGGCAUGGCUUUGCAGAAUAUGGCUGGUAAUGCUGCCAGUCUCGUCAACCAGUUUGCCUUUCCCAUCGCGUUAGGUGAUAUCACGUGGAAAACGUACUUUAUAUAUCUAGGAACGUGCACGGCAGAGGCAGUUUAUUAUUACUUCAUUAUGGUAGAAACAAAGGGACAUACACUGGAGGAACUUACGGAGAUAUUCAAGGCACCGAAUCCGAGACUGGCAUCAUUGGCCAAGAAGGAGCAAGUUGAGGAGGCUGUAGUUCAGAUUCAGACCAAAUCCGUCUGA
Molecule: messenger RNA, 1533 nt
Organism: Aaosphaeria arxii CBS 175.79
Lineage: Eukaryota; Fungi; Ascomycota; Dothideomycetes; Pleosporales
Product: lactose permease
Exons: 1
Coding region: 1-1533 (510 amino acids)
Biological process (GO): transmembrane transport; carbohydrate transport
Cellular component (GO): membrane
Molecular function (GO): carbohydrate:proton symporter activity
Source: RefSeq, a predicted model, not a curated record